AUGGGAUUAACAUUGUCCACCAAUAGCCGGGGAUUGAACAACAUCAAUGGCUAUAUAACUCAAAAAGUGGCCCAUGAAAAAUUAAACAUUUUAUCCGGCCUCUUUGCAAAUAUAAAUCUUGAUGGAGCUCCGUUAAUACGGGGUGUUUUUGGUGAAAUUGAAAAUUCCUGUCUCUCCCUUGGUCUAACAUAUGCCCAUGUGGCAUCGAAUGGUAUAAAUCUGCAAAAAACUCUACGCUUGAAUCUCUUCAAGGAUGACAAAGAAGCAAUGGAUUUGAAUUUCUUUCACAAUGAAACAAGUUUGGGCGGAACGCUUAAAUUUGCCCGCUAUGGUGGCAAUCUAAGUUGGAGGUGCUUCAAAGGACACUCCAUUUCAUUUGGUAUAUCACACACGGGACUUUUCAAUACCACAGCCAUGGAGGCAGCAUUCAAAAUAAAUUUAUGGAAAUCGGAAAAUGGUUCGACAAGUUUGGAUGUCGGCACAAAUAUGGCUCAUUUUAUUCAAGGUCCAUUGGAGGGUUAUCAGGAUGUAAUGGUUACUUUGGCAUUUUCAUUUAGUCUAUGA
Messenger RNA from Musca vetustissima, 564 nucleotides. RefSeq lists its product as uncharacterized. The coding region runs from base 1 to 564 and encodes 187 amino acids. The transcript is spliced from 2 exons. The record is from RefSeq and is a predicted model, not a curated record. Gene Ontology annotation, cellular component: extracellular region. Lineage: Eukaryota; Metazoa; Arthropoda; Insecta; Diptera; Muscidae. Gene Ontology annotation, biological process: defense response to bacterium.